AUGGAAAUAGCCGGAUACAAAUCGUUACCUUCUCAUUUUGGUCAAUUGACAGAGAGUAUUUUUGAUAGUUACUCUAUCUACACAUUAAACAUUCCAUCGGAUAUUAUUGAUAAAUAUCUUCCAAAUAAACUUCGUGCUUUUGCUUCACACACAUUAAAAAAUUUGGCUAAAUGUUAUUUCUUUUAUUCAAAACCAAUUAUUUAUGCAUCUCGAUCGCAAGUAAGUGGCUAUACUGAACCAUUAUCUUAUUCAACGUCACUUGGCGACCUUGUAGAAGAUCUAUUCUCAAAUAACAAUCCGAAACUACGCUACAAUUUUUUAGUUUCUGAUAAUUGCUUAGUAUUUGCGCGAAUUCCUCGUGUUCGCCAUGUAACAUAUCAUCUUCUUUGUAAACAUAUCACAUUAUCAAAUCGAUCAACAGAUGUUAGAUUCGCUGGAGAAUUUUGGCGUGAUGAAUUUAAUAAUUUUCUAUUGAAUAAUAAUUCCGGUACAUAUCGACCAUCGGAUACAUUAAUAGAACAAGCUGUUAAAUUGUUCAAUCACUGCAUGGCUAAAUUAAAAUUUCAAGGUAUUAGUUUUCAAAUCAGCAGUCUACCCUCCACUCGGCGUCGAGUUAUCAUCAAAAUCAAGCGAAAACGACCUAUAAAAACAUGA
Messenger RNA from Rotaria socialis, 654 nucleotides. The record is from the annotation of a GenBank genome assembly. Lineage: Eukaryota; Metazoa; Rotifera; Eurotatoria; Philodinida; Philodinidae.